CUUAGGGGUACUGUGGCUUGCGAGCGCGUCUCGUCGUGAGGCGACGAGGAGGACCUUGUUCCUAGAUCCAGAAGCUCGCUGCUCGAGCUCUGGAGCCCGUGGCUGGCAAUUACUGCGGGGUUGCGGUUUUUAGCGCGAAGUUGUAACGUGGGGUUCUUUUAGCUGAAGGAUCUGCACGUGGAUUUUUGUGGGUUGAGGAAGGGGAGGGAGAAGAGGGGCGAAGGGAAGUGGAGGUCGGGGUGAUUGUUGGUUUUUGUGGGGCGUUGGCUGAUUCAUGAGAGCAGGGUUGAAAAUGUCGACGUCUGUGUUCACCGUGGGUUUGAUUGGCGCGUGGUACUUCUCCAACAUCGGCGUGUUGUUGCUAAACAAGUAUUUGUUAAGUAACUAUGGAUUCAGAUUCCCUAUUUUCCUUACGAUGUGCCACAUGACGGCGUGCGCGCUCUUCAGUUACAUCGCUAUAGCAUGGAUGAAGGUGGUGCCCAUGCAGACGAUUAGAUCACGCACGCAGUUCCUGAAAAUUGUGGCGUUGAGUAUCAUUUUUUGCACCUCGGUGGUGAGUGGGAACAUCUCGCUGCGCUUCCUUCCUGUCAGCUUCAACCAGGCCAUUGGAGCCACCACGCCGUUCUUCACCGCCGUGUUCGCGUAUAUAAUGACGUUCCGGCAGGAGGCGUGGCUCGUCUAUGCAACCCUGGUUCCGGUUGUCACGGGCGUGGUCAUCGCCAGCGGUGGCGAGCCCAGUUUUCACUUGUAUGGAUUCGUGAUGUGUGUCAUGGCCACGGCAGCGCGAGCCCUAAAGUCGGUUUUGCAAGGGAUUUUGCUGUCCUCGGAGGGCGAGAAGCUCAACUCCAUGAAUCUGCUGUUGUACAUGGCUCCCAUUGCAGUAGUGGUGUUGUUGCCCGCCACAUUGCUACUGGAGCCCAAUGUUCUAGGGAUUCUGAUUGCAUCGGCUAGGCGCGACGUCUACAUUCUCUUCCUGCUGAUUGUCAACUCCGCCAUGGCAUACUUUGUCAACCUCACUAACUUCCUCGUCACCAAGCACACGAGCGCAUUAACCUUGCAGGUCCUAGGAAAUGCCAAGGGCGCUGUAGCUGUUGUGGUCUCUGUUCUUCUCUUCCGGAAUCCGGUCACCGUCACUGGCAUGGCCGGUUACAGUCUCACCGUUUUUGGAGUUGUUCUUUACAGCGAAGCGAAGCGGCGGAGCAAGUGAGGCGAUUUGCCCAUCAGCUAUUCACAUGUGACUAAGGCGUCAUCAGUUUAGUAGUUGUCUGAAGUUCCGCUCUUUCAUUCGCAGAUCAUAUUAGCCGUGUUUCGUCUCGUACAGACACGCAGGCAGAGAGAAUCAGAGAGAUUUAGAAGAGAUAGGUACAGAGAGGGUGCGCUCAUGUGUGUGAGAGCUAGAGUUAGCGCUUGAAGGAUCAUUCUAGUGUAUUUAGGUUGCCUAGUUGUGGCAACAACAUUUCUCUGGCAGGGUUUAGAUUUCCUGCCCGCUACGGGGAACGGUAAUUACAAGGAUACAUAUACAGGCACAAUUUAGUAGGUGGUGAUGCACCAGGUGAUCGCCAUUUUCUGAUUUACUUUCACCCGGUUUUCCAACAUGAACAUUUUUAAUAACCGUCUAUUUCAUCACAGGCACCACCCGGAUGACCUCAGGAUUCACAAAUUUCUUAA
This is a messenger RNA of Physcomitrium patens, 1668 nucleotides long. Its product is annotated as putative sugar phosphate/phosphate translocator At3g11320. NCBI's taxonomy places the organism in Eukaryota, Viridiplantae, Streptophyta, Bryopsida, Funariales, Funariaceae. The record is from RefSeq and is a predicted model, not a curated record.